Messenger RNA from Musa acuminata subsp. malaccensis (wild Malaysian banana), 1033 nucleotides. RefSeq names its product OPA3-like protein. Gene Ontology annotation, biological process: regulation of lipid metabolic process. The record is from RefSeq and is a predicted model, not a curated record. Lineage: Eukaryota; Viridiplantae; Streptophyta; Magnoliopsida; Zingiberales; Musaceae. Gene Ontology annotation, cellular component: mitochondrion.
GCAUUUCCCAAUUCCCAUUAGGAACGAGAGAAGGUCCUCUCUCUUCGACGUCCUCUGCGAGAUCAAGGAAGAGCCGGCGGCGGUCCGCGACUCGAGGCCGGAGUAUCCUCCUGUCGGUCUGAUUCCUCCCGAACACUUGCGGAUCGAGUUGGGCCGCGUUAGGGGAGGGAGAGAGAGGAUGAUCCUGCCGGUGGUGAAACUCGGGACGUUGGUUCUGAAGACGGUCUGCAAGCCCAUCGCCAGCAGGCUCAAGAAGGAGGCCGGCCUCCAUCCCAAGUUCCGCCGAUUGAUCGUUAACGUCGCUCAGGCCAACCACCGAAUCACAACGAACAUACAAAGAAGAAUUUAUGGUCAUUCAACCAAUGUUGAGAUCCGACCCUUGGAUGAGGAGAAAGCUGUUCAAGCUGCUUCAGACCUUAUUGGAGAGUUCUUUGUCUUUUCAGUUGCUGGAGUUGCUUUGAUAUUUGAGGUGCAAAGAAGUGCAAGAUCGGAAGCUAGAAAGGAGGAAAUCCGUAGGCAGGAAAUUGAGGCUAUGAAACAGAAAGAGGAGGAUCUGAUGAGAGACUUGGAACAACUCAAGCAGAAGCUUAAUGAGAUAGAACACCUUGCCAAGGGACGAGGCCUUUCAGGCAUCAUCAGCUUUAGGCAUGACCAUGCACCUGAAAGCAGCAAAUCGGGAAACCCUGCUUGAUUUUAUUUCCGGUCAUCUUUUGUGGGCAAAAGUCACUUGAGCGGAUUGUAGUUCCGGUGGCACUAAGGUGGCUGUCGAUGCUUGAUAUUUUAGAGGUUGGGCAGUUUGCCUAACCAUUUUGUUGUUCUUGAUGUAUCCAUUUUAUGUUACCGAUUGGAUUAUGAGAGGGUCAUGCUCUAUUUUCUCUCUCCUUUAGCAAAUCAUCUCUGAGCCAGUGUAAAGAGUCUGGAGCUUUAUUUCCUAACUGGGAUUGCAAAUAAAGGAUUUCUAUCAGAAAAUGCUGUUAGUGCUGAAAAUGAAGCACUAAACCAAAUAAAGUUAACUCUGAAUUUUUUGCAUGGA